Messenger RNA from Blepharisma stoltei, 1005 nucleotides. The record is from the annotation of a GenBank genome assembly. Lineage: Eukaryota; Ciliophora; Heterotrichea; Heterotrichida; Blepharismidae.
AUGGACAAGCAUCAGACCCCUGAUCUCCUUUCAAGCCAACCUCUCAGAUUGUUAGCUAACCAUGUUCAUGACCUUCGGAGACUGUGAUUUGCAGAGCAUGAGCAAAAUAAAAGAUUGAAAGCUGCUUUGCUUGAGGCAAAAGAAAUUUUAAUGAAUGAAGCAAAAGAAAACUCUGUAAAUGAGUUAAUAUCUCACAUAGAAAAAGAAAUUAAAAACCCUAAGUCGCUAAAUACAUCAUUUCAAACAUGCACUGAAGCAAGUUUUUCAUUUAAUCGCAAAUCCCCAAUGCUUUGCUAUACUCUUAAUAGCUUAAAAAAAUCGCGACUUUCUUCCUCGUUCCAUAGAAUACUAUGUGAAAGUAAAGUGAAAAAAGUAAAAGACCAUGCUAUUUCUUUAUUAAGUGAAGUUUAUUCAAGAAUGAAAGCAAAAAAACUAUCUUCAUUUUUGAAAGGCGCUUAUAAAUCAAGAAUUCAGCACUCAUUCAUUAAAAUUCAAUACACUCUUUGGCCUAAUAAAGAUCCUUUAAUUACAGAAGAAAAGCCUAAAGAUUAUAAAAUACACGAAAAAGCAUUCUCAGAUGCAUCAGCUAAAUUAUCAUCGUUUUUAGAGAAACAUGAAAAAAAUUAUUAUAACUACUCCUUGGAAAGAAUCAAAGAAAAAUGGGAAACAAGACUUGUUAUUGAAGAAGGAAUUGAUAUCUUGGUACCAAUAGUUACAAGAAUUUCUAAACCUAUAAAGAACCUCGUCUUUAAUUCUAUCAAAAACUCAAUGCCAAUUAUUGCGCCAUCUAAAAUAGACGAAAAUAGCAGCAAUCUACUAUGCUCCGAAGAUUUGGCUUUAACUUUACCAUCUAAAUCUAGCACACCAUUUGAAGCAAUAAAAGACUCUUCAAAUAAAGAAAACGAAAAUUUUCUUUUAUCACAAAAUUUCAGAAAAAAAGGUUUGAAGAGAGUCAAUAUCAAUAUACCCCAGCUUGCUGCAACCCAUUGCUUAUAUAAUAAUUAA